Scophthalmus maximus (turbot) is the source of this 3468-nucleotide messenger RNA. RefSeq lists its product as uncharacterized. Lineage: Eukaryota; Metazoa; Chordata; Actinopteri; Pleuronectiformes; Scophthalmidae. The record is from RefSeq and is a predicted model, not a curated record. The transcript is spliced from 9 exons. Bases 138 to 3227 code for a protein of 1029 amino acids.
CGUGCCUCCUCUGGGUUUGCAAGAUGUCCUGCAUCCUCUCCUUGUUUUUUGCGUUUUCAUUUGUUAAAUAUAUGUUGAAAUGAUCUUGUUUUAAUUACUGUAAUAACUAUUUUGGUAAUAACAUUUUUUUAUUUAUAAUGUUGUUAACUGUGCUCUCAUUCUCUCAGCCCACAAGUAGCGCUUCGUUGUCCUCGGCCGUGUCCAGCACUGUUUCAUGCGCCACAGGGAGGAGGACCCCGUCACCUGGCCACAGUCCCAGGAGAUACGUUCAGACUGUUUCCCCUCUGUCUCUUCCUCCUUCUCCUGUGUCUUCGAUGGCCUCCACUUCCUCGGUUCCAUCAGCCGCUAAUAGAGUUGAAGUGUCAGCUACCACCUCCACUGGUUCCUCCUCUGCUCCUCUCCCCCCUGUGACCUCAGCACCUGCUGUUGCUUCUCCAUCUAUUGCUGGUCCCUCAACCCAUCCUGCUCCUGACCCUUUUCCGUUGGCCGGAAAUGUGGAGGCUGAUGCUGGUUCAGCACCUGGCUGGCUCCCUGCUAAACUCCUGAAGACCAUUCCUCUUCAAGAUCAGAAAUGGAUUUCAGCAGCUUUGUGGAAGCACCAGCGGCUGCGCUCUGACCUCAAACUCUGGUAUGAUCCACCAGAGCCAGCAUUGAUUUAUCACCAGAUCCCCACUCCAGAGCGAUUUUUCAAUCACCGGCUUCUUGUGUGGAUGCCAUACCACCUUUGGAAGGUCAGGCUUACCUGUCCUGUGUGUGGUAAACAUCUCACAGGCUAUGGAGCCCACAAGAGAGCCCGCCAGGUUCUGGAUAUUGACAGGUAUUACCUGUUGAUAACAGAGACUCUCUGGUGCAGCGCAGUUGGUUGCAAAACCAGCUACAUUUCCACCAGCAAAACCAUUUUGGACCAGCUGGACUUGGCCCACAGGCUUGAGUUCCGAAUAAUCCUUACUCAAAGAUAUGCUUGUGACAUGCGUGUCAUAAGAUUUCUGAGAGAGAGGACCCUUGGUAACAGUUCCUCCCGCUUGGUCAAGCAGCUGAGGGAAAACCACAGCGAGGAGUGGCUUAAGCAACUCUGCCGGUACCUUGGUGCAUGCUCGGACUUUGCUGCCCGGCCAUGCCUGCUCCCUGUCCAGUUCCAGGAGCCGCCUGAGCCAGUAGCCAUACCAUCUCACAGGUGGAUGCUGGCUGUUUAUGGCAGAGACAUCCUGAGCAGGCUUGAACACAUCAAGGCCAGCAUAACAUCUACCUUUGGCAGUAUCCUGAAAAUGGACUCCACGAAAAAAAUCACUAAGAAGCUGUCGGGCCUUGCCAAGGGGACCGCCUUGUGGCUUACAUCUGUGAGCAACGAGGUGGGCCAAAUCCUCAUCAGUGUCCUGACUGCUCAGGAGGGUCCCGCUCUGGACAUUAUGGUAGCUGACCUCAUCCGCAGGUACAGCAAUGCUGGUGUGACCCCUCCUCAGCUACUUUAUGUAGACUGUGACUGUUGUCUGGAGGGCAGAGGGCAGACUAAAUUGCAGCAAAGAUUUGGUGGAUGGCCAGACCUGGUUGUGAAACUGGAUAUAUACCAUUUCAUGCGGCGACUGGCAUCGGGGUGUACAAAGGAUGCACAUCCUUUGUACCCCAUCUUCAUGGCAAAGCUGUCAUGCUGCAUUUUUGAGUGGGACAGUGAAGAUGUUGCCUUGGUGCGGCGAGCAAAGAGGGAACAGUUGAAACGCGAAGGUGUCCCUGGCAUCACUGACAAAAUGGUAGACCAGCACAUUACCAAGGAUGAACUGGCCCGGCACUGCAGAAGGUGGACAAGAGGAGAGCAGCAGACCAUUGUUCUGAUUGAGUGCCUCUUAAAUGAGCUGAUGGGGGAAAAGGGCAGAGACCUUCUUGGUGUCCCUCUCUUGGACCAGGAGAGAAUGCAGCACAUCUGGCAAACCCAGAGGAGGCACGUUAAGUGCAUCCAGGAUGAACCAGGUGUACUCCUGUAUGCUCAGACUGGCACCACCACCAAAGAGGGCAUCAUCCUGCCAAAUUACAGGUGUGCUAGAGGGUCCACAUCGCUCGAGUCCUUCCACCUGCAUCUCAACAGGUUCAUUCCAGGAACGAGUGCCAACGGCCUGAAUUUCCAGCUGUACCUUCUGGAAGGCCUUAAGAGAUGGAACCAGGACCGUCAUGCCGCAUCUCUGGCAGUCAAGCCUCCUGCUUUGCUGACCUACUCAGGAGACCUUGUUCAAUGUGUCAACACACACAGUGUCAAGGUGCUUGGAAGGAAGCUCGUCCCCUCUUUUCAGCCACCGGCCGUUUACACUGGGGAGCUAAUAGGUAUCGAUUACCUGUACCGCCAGACAGGCCAGGCCCUGCAGGAUGUACAUCCUGACUCGGAGGAGACUGAUCAGAUGCUGGAGGAUGUAGGCACUGAAGAAGAGUUGGAAGUUGAGAGCUUUGAGGAUUCUGGUUUGAGCCUCAGCCUGGACCCCACCAUUGAGCUGCUGGACUUGUCCUCUGGUCCAUCACCCGACUCCACCAGCUCAGCCAGCCUUCCAACUCCCUCCUCUCUCCAUCCUACUGCAUCUUGUAGCGCUGCAGCAGCGACUGAGCAACAUGUGAUUGUUCACGAGCCCUCCGGCCCAUCAGCCCUCCCUGCCGGCUCCAGACUUCCUGUAGUGCUCCCAACUACUACCAGAUUCCAAGCUACUGUCCCUCCUGCUGCAACUGCUGGUCCUUCGGCAUCACCUCCCAUCACUCAUGCUGCACCUCAACAACAGCUUCCUUUGGAUGUUCCAAAAAGAAUCAGGUCUGGCCUAUCAGCUGUCACCACUGGCUCAGCUUCUGUUCGUCCUCUUCUCCCAACCACACUCGCAACCACUGUCCCUGCUGCUACAGCUACUGCUAUGGCUGGAUUACGAGCCAUCACCCCAGCAGCACCUGAGCAGCAACAGGCUGUGGAUGAGCGUUGUGUCCCAGGGAUGGAGCGUGUGGACUGCCUAGCCGAGUACUUGGUUGGGCUGAGGACUGAAACUGGCCAGACGCUCAACAACCAGCAGGCCAGCACUAUCAUAGCCCUGUGGCAGAACCUCCUGCCAUAUGAUCAGCAGCGGGUGACAUACGCUGCACGCCACCAGGUGCGUCUCACAUCAGGUCGCUGGUCCUGGCUAACGGUGCAGUCAUGCAGGGCACUACUCUGCACUUGUUUGAUGUUAAUCAAACAACUCUCAUUCAGUGGCACAAUAAGCGACUGAAGAGGCAGGACAGUAACAUUCUGCUGCAAGGGGUCAACUUGCCUCCUGCAAUUCCAGUAGCUCGUGCCCCUCUCCCACCCGUACAGAUACGCCCCGCUGUUGCACCCCUACAGCCAGGCCCACAACAUCAGUACCACUUGCCACCAAGUACAGCAGGACAGGCAGUGGUCAAGAGGAAGUCUGCUGCUCCAGCCCAUCACCUCCAUGCCCCGAAGGCUCUCUGCCCGAGAUUGCCAGCCCC